Molecule: messenger RNA, 377 nt
Organism: Thamnophis sirtalis
Lineage: Eukaryota; Metazoa; Chordata; Lepidosauria; Squamata; Natricidae
Source: RefSeq, a predicted model, not a curated record
AUCCUGGACGACGGGGGAGACCUCACACACUGGAUUUAUAAGAAGUACCCAAACAUGUUCAAGAAAAUCAAAGGCAUAGUUGAAGAGAGCGUCACCGGGGUUCACAGGUUGUACCAACUCUCAAAGGCCGGGAAGUUGUGUGUUCCCGCGAUGAACGUCAACGAUUCAGUCACCAAACAGAAGUUCGACAACUUGUACUGCUGCCGGGAAUCUAUUCGGGAAGGCCUUAAAAGGACAACCGAUAUGAUGUUUGGAGGGAAACAGGUGGUCGUCUGCGGCUACGGAGAGGUGGGGAAAGGGUGCUGCGCCGCCCUGAAGGCCAUGGGCUCCAUUGUGUACGUGACCGAGAUCGACCCCAUCUGUGCCCUACAAGCCUG